AUGUUGUUGACGAAGUGUCUUGUGGCCAUUGCGUUGGCUUUACAAUCUGUUUCUGCUUCUACUGUUCUUGUAACAGAACAAAAGGAACCGACUGUAACACCCAUGGCAGCAGUCAAUAGUCUCGAGAAGAGAAAACAGAAGGAUGUCAUAAUCAACAAGGAAUAUGCCAAACAACAAGAGGAACAGGCUAACAGAGAAGCUGGCAUCUCCAAUACGGAAGAAACUCCUACGCCUUGGGUUAGAACCAUUUCUGAAACUAUAAAAGUUGUUGUUACUCCAACGGUAAUCGCGGGAGUGACUUUUGAUGCUAAACCUCCUAAAACCACCAAUGGAUUGGAACCUUGGGUAUCAUUGAAAAAGGAUGGUAGUCCUAAGACCAUUAAACCUAAGAAUAAUGGUGGAGUCAUUAAAAAUGGGUAUCCAACUUAUGGAACUUAUUUUGCUACUCCUACAACAAUUACUCACAAGAAGGAAGACAUCAAACAAGACGAUUCAAAUAAAGAAGAGGAUUUCAGUGAGAUCCAGUACAUUGAUGAAGAUCCUACAUAUCAUGAGUUGAAUCCAUUGAUUAGAUGUACUCCUAAGCUUUAUUAUAAGAAGGGUGCAGCUAAGAAUGUUUUAUCUGAACCCUUUUGUUUCCCUCACGAUAACCAACGUUGGGUUUCUGGUAAGGAAUAUUUUGUUCUGUGGUAUUCUAAAUACUUUUCUGAUGAUGUUAAGAAGGUUAGACUUCAUUUAAACUUUGUUAAAGAAAAGGCAAAGAAUAGGGUUUUGAAAAGAGAAGAUUCAUUUGAGAAUGACGAUAAUUCGGAUUUUACUAUUGAACUUGCAAAGCGUUCCAAGGUAAUUGAACAAGGUGGUCGGAUCCAAGGUGACUCGUUUUAUUCUUCAGAAUGGAUUGAUAAUGUGAAGGGGUUCCAUCAUAUUUAUAUUGAUGAAGAAUGGAUGAGUAAAUCUACUGAUUUUUAUAGAAAGGUAUUGGUUUCUAUCCAACCAGAUAACGUUGAAGAUGAUGAGCAUAACCAUUACGAAAACUUUUUCGUUGUUCAAAUGGCUAAGAAAGCACAUGUUGGUAAGGGACAUAUGGAAGACUUAAAGGCUCUAGAAAAGAAAUGGAGAGCUGAAGGUGUUGAGAUUGAAGAUGACGAAGAUCAUUUUGAAAAGUAUUAUGUUAUGAUGUUAUUACCCACAAUUGUUUGUGUGAUAGCACUUGCCAUGUAUUUAUUUGUUCAAUUCAACAACAGAGAUCUUGAUCUUUCAUUUUUACGGUCCAAACGGAAGAGAGCUGCUGGUUCCAAAACCACACAUAAAAUGCUUCAUUUGAACUAUCAAAAACACCCAGGUUCCAGUGCCUUACCACAAUACAAAUCAGAUGUGGUCAAAAAUGAUUAA
Lizanozyma spartinae is the source of this 1392-nucleotide messenger RNA. RefSeq lists its product as uncharacterized. Bases 1 to 1392 code for a protein of 463 amino acids. NCBI's taxonomy places the organism in Eukaryota, Fungi, Ascomycota, Pichiomycetes, Serinales, Debaryomycetaceae. The transcript has a single exon. The record is from RefSeq and is a predicted model, not a curated record.